AGACGGACACAAAGACACAGAAGUGGAGGACUUGAGGACAGAGAGGACUCCAGUGAUCGACAUAUCCCUCAAACCGAUGCCUCUAAUGAUCGCCAGUUUGUCUGCUUUGAAGACAAUUGUGGCAAACUAUUCAAACGGAAAUCACAUCUCAAUGAACACAAAAAUGUCGUUCAUUUGAAUCUCAAACCAAUCGGAUGUGAUGUCGAGGGUUGUGGUCAACGAUUCACUUCGAAAACACAUCUCAAUCUACACAAUAAUGCUAUUCAUUUGAAUCUCAAGAGUUUCAGAUGUGAUUCGAUGGAUUUUGCUUAUAAAUCACAACUCAAUCGACACAAAAAUGUCAUUCAUUUAAAGCUCAAGAGAUUUAGAUGUGAUGUCGAGGGUUGCGGUCAAAGAUUUUUUGACAAAAGAGCUUUAGUUCGUCACAAACAUUACAUACAUUCUGGUGAUAAACCAUAUAUUUGUGAUGCCGAGUAUUGUGGUAAAAGUUUCAUUCAAAAGUCACACCUCAUUGAACACAAACGCAUUCAUACGGGAGACAAACCAUACCUUAAGAAAUUUGAGUGCAAUGACGAUAAAUGCGGAAAAAAAUUCGCUACAAAAUCAAAAUUAAUUCAACACAAACGCAUUCAUACGGGAGAAAAGUCAUACGUUUGUGAUGUCGACGAUUGCGGGCAAAGAUUUAGACAAAAAGCAGAUCUAAAUGGACACAAACGUAACAUUCAUUUGAAUGAAAGCAAAUAA
This is a messenger RNA of Oppiella nova, 744 nucleotides long. NCBI's taxonomy places the organism in Eukaryota, Metazoa, Arthropoda, Arachnida, Sarcoptiformes, Oppiidae. The record is from the annotation of a GenBank genome assembly.